Messenger RNA from Penicillium griseofulvum, 1488 nucleotides. Its product is annotated as putative MFS transporter. Gene Ontology annotation, cellular component: membrane. NCBI's taxonomy places the organism in Eukaryota, Fungi, Ascomycota, Eurotiomycetes, Eurotiales, Aspergillaceae. The record is from RefSeq and is a predicted model, not a curated record. The transcript has 3 exons. The coding region runs from base 1 to 1488 and encodes 495 amino acids. Gene Ontology annotation, molecular function: transmembrane transporter activity. Gene Ontology annotation, biological process: transmembrane transport.
AUGGAGAUCGAUAAGAAAGCAACAGUGGACGAUAUCAUCAACAAGAAAGAUGUGCAAAUUGGCACAAUAACCGACCUCGAUGAAGGGGAGGUCUUCCUCCGUCAACAUGGAUUCAAUCACGACGCCAUCCAAGCACUCCUGGAUGACGAGACACGCAACAAGGCAUUGGUCCGCAAAGUAGAUCUGGUGUUGUUGCCUUUACUUGCUGGGACAUAUAUGCUCCAGUAUAUUGACAAAUCAGCACUCGCCUACUCUGCCGUGUUCGACCUUCUCUCUUCCACACAUAUGUCAAGCGACCAAUACAGCUGGCUUGCCAGUAUUUUUUAUUUUGCAUAUCUUGUAGCUGAAUACCCAUGGAGCAUGCUCGCACAGAAAACCAAGCUUGCCAAAGUCGUUUCUGGGAACAUUAUUGCCUGGGGAGCGAUGCUCAUGAUUACUGCCGCCUCCUCCUCCUUCACCGGAAUGGCUAUUUGCCGCUUUCUUCUGGGGGUAUUCGAAGCCCCAGUUACCCCUUGCUUUAUGAUGAUGAUCGGAAUGUGGUACACACGUGCUCAGCAACCUUUCCGUGCCGGUGUCUUCUAUAGCUGCAACGGACUAGGAGCUAUGGUGGGAGGCAUUCUCACGUACGGAAUUGGACAAAUCGAUACCAUCGCCGUAUGGAGGGCUAUCUAUCUCAUCCUGGGUGGCAUUACCCUUGUCUGGGGCAUUGUGAUGCUUCUGUUCCUCCCAGAUGACGUUGUCUCAUCCAAGCGUUUCACUCUGGACGAAAAGGCACUCCUCAUUGGCCGUGGUCGACUUGGUCAGACUGGUAUCAUCAACCACCAAAUCAAGUGGUAUCAGAUUCGCGAAGCUUUGAUAGAUCCACAGGUCUGGAUCUUGUUCUUGUUCACACUUCUAAACGAGGUUGUAAAUGGUGGGAUCGCAGGGUUCGGCAAGCUGAUUAUAAAGGGAUUGACCGAUAAUUCAGCCACUGCUGUCGCUUUGGGUAUUCCUUUUGGCGGAUUCCAGAUCUUUUAUGUCCUCGGGGGAACAUAUCUUGCAUCUCGAAUCAAGAAUUUCCGAACUGUCGUCAUGUUCGUUUACUUGAUACCGACUAUCAUCGGCGCUUGCCUCCUAUGGAAGUUGGACCAUAAGACGUACAAGGUUGGCGUUUUAUUUGGUUAUUAUAUUAUUGGUGCAUAUGUCUGCUCUUUGGUACUGGCUUUGCAGAUGCCGGCAACGAAUCUUGGUGGCUAUACAAAGCGUACAACCAGUGUUGCCUUGGUGUUUUUGGCGUACUGUGCCGGCAAUAUCAUUGGACCCCACGCGUUUCUGGCAGAGGAAGCGCCCAUAUAUCAGACUGGAGUCAAGCUUAUCCUGGCAUCUCGCCGAAAUAAGCAGCGAGACGCCGCAGUUACUACUGUUGGCCAGGUCAGGUCAUCUGAUGAUGAGAGUGCUGGGGCAGAUCUAACUGACUUUGAGAACCCAAACUUUCGAUACGUUCUUUGA